Molecule: messenger RNA, 330 nt
Organism: Thelazia callipaeda (thelaziosis nematode)
Lineage: Eukaryota; Metazoa; Nematoda; Chromadorea; Rhabditida; Thelaziidae
Source: the annotation of a GenBank genome assembly
AUGCAAACAAUCGAAAAGGCUUUGCAUCAACCGAUGCCGUUCACUACAGGUGGACAAACAAUUACUGAUCGACUUACUGCAGCAAAGCAUUCUUUGGCUGGCAGUCAACUGGGCAAGACAAUUUGUAAGGCUACUACGGAAGAGGUUAUGGCGCCGAAGAAGAAGCACUUAGAUUAUUUGCUGCAUUGCACGCAAGAACCAAACGUAUCCAUUCCAUCAAUGGCAAAUUUGUUGAUUGAAAGAACUCAAAAUCCGAACUGGACAGUCGUUUACAAGGCGCUUAUCACUAUUCACAAUAUAAUGUGUUAUGGAAAUGAAGUAAUUUCUUAA